CACGUCUGAUUAACUCGUAGUUGUUUUCUUUAGAAAGGCGAGACGAGGAAAUUAUUUCGUCGCUCCCUUUCUCUCUCUCUCUUUCUCUCUCACGCGCUCUCUCCGAUAAAUUUUCAAUCGGAAAAAGGGAGCAUCGUUAUCAGACACACGCGGGGAAUCGUCAAAGUGGAAAUUACACCUUUUUGCGUCAUACUCUGCCUGCGAGAAGCUUGGAGUCGUAUCGGAGAGAAAAAGUUUUUUUUUUCUUUUUCUUCUCCGUCCGAUUGUUGCGGGGCCUCGAAAAGAGAAAAAAAGCAACGGAAACAUCGCGUGUUUCUUAUCGAGCUUGGCUCUUAUCUUCGUGUUUUGACUUUGAUGUUCGAGAGCGUAACGGGAAAAAAAGAAAUAGCUCGGGGACGCCUGUAAGCGAGAGGCUUAUCGUCGGUCGGCCAUAUGCCACGUCAGGUCAGAAUGACGUCGCAGUGGUAAGAUCGCGACAUUUGACGAAAUUUAAUAGCCGCAGAAAGGAGCGGACCACAGUGAAAUAUCUAUCAUCCAUUUUUCGCCGAAUCGAGAAGUGCAAACAAUAACCACGGACAAAAUAGAGAGUACAAACGGAAGCUUUAAUUAAACAAGGCGUAGCCUGAAUUGUGUACAGGCGAGAAGAGUUGUUUGGGAGGAGUAUAGAGAGAAAAAAAAAGAAAGAGGACAGAGGAAUGUAACUGUAAGGCAACAAUAGGGAGAAAGAGAGAGGAAAAAACAAAGAGACAGAGAGAAACGUUUUUUUUAGUAAAAACUUCUGGUAUAUUCGGUUGUUGGGUGUGCGCACGCGCACGCCCGAGAGAAAGAGAAACGGAGAGACAUACGAGAGACACGUUUCUUUGUAGGUUAAUUAGUGUCCUGGUAAUUGAGUAAUUUUUUUUUUUUUUUUUUUUGAAAAUUCUUUCAAAUGCUAGAAUUCAGGCACGCGAUUAUUUUGCAAGCAAAGAGCCAUCGAGUGUGGUCGCGUCAAUCGAUCGAAUGAUCAUCGUCGGGCCACAGUGCUAUAUCAUACGGUACAAAACACGAUCGAUCGGGACAAAACAAUGGCAUUAGAGAGUGUUUCCGCGGCCGAGACUCUAAUCCAAAGCAAUGAUGAUAAUGACUUGGAAGAUGGGGAAAUUCCAUCCGAUGAAGAUGAUGAGCCUCUACCACCACCAAUAAAUAAUGAUGUCAAUAAAAACGCAUCAAAAGCAGAUGUACAGAAAAAUAAAACUUUUGAUUCUAAAUUUAAUAAAAAUAAAAAAUCAAGUGUUCAAGGAAGUAGCAAGCAUGAUAGAUUUUUAAAAUACAAAAAUCCAUCAGAAGAUUGGGCAGGAGAUGUAGAAAAAGCAAUUAGGGCAGCAUUGGAAGAAGACGGUUCUAGAAAUCAAGAUUCCAAAUCUAAAAGUAAAAAUAAUAGAAAUAAGAGUAGAAAAAGAAUAAGAGAUGAAAGGGAGGAGGACCGUAAUAAAGAUCAAAAGAGAAGAAAAGUGAGCGAUGAUGAAAAUGUUAAUGAAGAUGAGGAUGAAAUGUUAUUUGUUAGAGGUGCUUCACCUAUUAGAAAAGAUUCACAAGAGAAUAAUUCUCCAAGACAUUCAAACGAACAUGAAAAUUUUGAUAGUAACUCAGAUUAUGAUGAAAGGCCUAAUGUAAAUCGACAUAGAGAUAAUGAUAAUAAGCGCAGUAAUUCGAGAGGAGGUGGUGGUGGGGGAGGACGUAGAGGCGGUAAAAAUGAACGCGGCGGUAAAAAUAAAACCCGUGGGCAAAUGCGAAACGAUAGAAACGGGCGGAGAAAUCAAAAUAACGAUCAUAAUCAAGAUCCAGAUGCUAUAUGCGUUUAUUACAUGCAAGGAAAGUGUCACAGAGGAGACGAUUGUCCCUUUUCACACAAUGCUUUGCCACCACGAAAAAUGGAACUAUGCAAGUUUUAUCUUAUGGAUUGUUGUGCAAAGAGAGAUAAAUGUCUUUAUAUGCAUCAUGACUUUCCAUGUAAAUUUUUCCAUACAGGAUUAAAAUGUAAUCAAGGAGAAAAUUGUAAAUUUUCUCAUCAGCCUUUAAACGAACAGGUGAAAGGAAUUUUAUUAAAACAUUUAGAAACAGCACCAAAAGAAAUUCUUGGAGAUUUUCCACGUUUAAGUAGAGAAGGAGCAAUGUUAAUGAUAAAUAAUACAGCAAGAACAUUGGCACAAGGUCAAGAAAUUACGAAUCAAAAAAUUCCGAGUCUUUUUGAACUCAAUAUUUCAGCACCAACUAGUACCACAGAGAAGAGUAACGAAAGAGAAGAAAAAGAAGAACAAACGCAACAGCAGAAAACUGUUAGAGAAAGGAAAUCAUCAGGAAAGAAAACUCGUUGGGGUUCUGAUGAAGAUAGGGUUCCAUACGAACAAAUCAUGCUGCUGCAAUCAUCAGCCAACGAGCUUGGUUUGCAACUUCCUAAUGCCGCGUUGGGUUUAGCGACUCAACAACAUCUGCAGAAACCUUUAGUACCCCAAUCUAUGCCAAAUAUGGACUUUUAUACUGAAGCUAAUAACAUCGAAUCAAACAAAACAAAUUUAAUUAAAACAAGGGACAGAGAAGAUUUUACAAAAGAUGUAGAAGAGGAUGAGAUACUGGAACAGGCAAAAAAGAAAGACACAUCAUUACUUGAAAAUUCGAAAGACAUAGACUUAAGACAGUUAUUAAAAGCAAAAAAGCCUCCACCUGUUGUUAGUAUAGCUGAUGAAGUAGCAAAUCUUACUAAAUCUAAGUUCGACGAGGAAAGUGAUCAAGAUGAAGAAACAGAUCUUGUUAUAGAAAUGCCAAUAGAAGAUGAUGAUAAGCAGAAAGAUAAAGGUACAGAACAAGAAGAAACAAAUAUUACAAACGAAGGAGCUAAUAAUCACUGUGAUACUUCUUCACCAUGUGCGGAAGAACAAGUACCAACUCAUCUACCAAAGAAGGCACAGGAAUUGUUUAUGCGUAUUCAGCAACAGCAACGGGCGGCUCAAGAUAGUUUUAAAAAUAUAGAAAACGAAUGCUCUGCACGAAAUACAGAUCAAAUUUUAGAAGACUGGUAUUCAGAUGAUGAAGAUGACGAUGACGAUGAUGAAAGUGGAAAUCUUACAAUAGUUCUUUCUAAUAAAGAUAUGUCGAAAGAAGAAAGUGAAUCUGCAGAAAAAACACAAAAUAUUGUGAUUAAAGAAGAAUUUCAAACUGCACUUUCUGCUCCUACUAUACCUCAGCCAGCAGCUAUUGUAGACAAACUUGGAGAUUUGAGUAAAAUUGACAUUAGUGCCGAAGUAUCAAAACUAUUAUCGUCAAUAAAGGCAACAACGGGUAAAUCUUCCCAACAAAAUAUAUCGGAUUAUUCCUCACAAGCUGAAGCCUCACCGGACAGAAUAUCAUUGGACGAAUCAAAUGUCCAAAGUAAAAGUGUUAGCAGAUUCAAUACUUCGAAUCAGUUAUCAAAAAUUGAAAACGAAACAUCGAGUCCACAUUCCUCCCCUGGAACAAGUUCUGUACCUAUUUCCAGAGAUCCUCGUAUGUCUCGAGAUCCGAGACAACGUAGAGACGAACAAAAAUCAAGCAGUCCUAAUAGAGUAGAUAACAAGAAGGAAUCUAAGCAUCUUAGAUUAGAAACAAGUAUUUAUAGUUCCGGUAUUACUGCUGUUGAUACUAAUAUGGAUACUGAUCUUCGAACUAAGACCGAUCAAGAUCUUCGAAGGAAAGAUAUGGAUUUCAGGCAACAAUUUCAAACCGGUUUCGGAGAUACUGAUCUUCGAGUUGUUGGUGCAGGAUUCACCGAUACAUCCACUAAGUCUGAUGUAGAUUUGCGACAAAUGUUGAGCUUACCAUUUAAACCCGCACCGUCGCACAUACCUUGUACAGAAAUCGAUGCAAGUAUAUCUUCGCAUCCUCCAAUGACGUACAAAGUAUACGUCGUUGACAUACCAAGGCCCGACUAUACGGGUCUCAAGCUCACUAAGAAUGAUGCACAGGUAAAAUAUGAUCCACGAUUACGUAAAAUUUUUAGAAUUGGCAAAAUUGAAUUGGCUGAUUCUCCUAUGUCUCCGCCGCCAAUUAAAAUGGAUACUCCUAAAUCACCUCCACAAGUUCGAUCCGAUCCACGUCGAAAAGCUCUCGAGGCUUCCAAUUUAUCUUCUCAAAAUGUGAAUACUUCCAUGAUGAAGAACGUUCAACAGUCACCAAUGGAAAUGUCGAGCAUGGGAAUGGGUCCUGGUAGUAUGGCCGUUCCUCAAGGUAUGCCUGGACCACAAGGAAUGCAAGGAGGACAAAGCAUGAUGCCAAUAGGUCCAAAUCCGAUGCUUGGAAAUAUGGGUCCUAUAGGACCUAUAAUGAACGCACCGAUGGGUCCUCAAAACAUACCACCAAUGGGUAUGACAGGAAUGUCCAAUUUGCCUCCAGGAAUGACUAUGAAUGGACCAGUUGUGCCUCAGAAUCAGAUGAACUUUGAUCCACGUUUUAAUGUUCAACGUAACAAUGGAGCUGGUUUGUUAGGCCCAGCGCCUGGUGUAGGUUUUGGCCCAGAUGUUAAUACCUCAUAUGAUGGUGCGCAAACAUACCCCAGUGGUAAUUUUAAUAACUUUGGUCCCGGUCCUACUCCAGUGCCUCCAGACUCUAGUAUGAUGGGAUUCAAUCCAAAUGGUCCGAAUCCAAAUUUUGGUAUGGAGGGACCUGAGUGGAAUGGAGCGAACCAAAAUAGACGUGGUGGACGAAUCAGGCGACGAAAUCGAAAUAGGACCAAUAUCGUGACUAAUAAUUAAGGCAAUAAGCAAUUUCAAAUAGGUACAUAAGCAAAGUACCUGGUGAUAAUUCUCAUUGUAAUUUAAAUUUGUACAGCAUGCAUUACUGAUAAUGCAUUCAUUUAUGGUGGUCCACAUUAAUGAUUUUUUGAUUGUGUCAAUUGUACAUGGUGUCAAAUGCUCGCUAGUGGUUAAAUAGCAAAAUAUAAAUUUAUAUAUCGAAGAAAGAUAUUAAAAAUUGUACAUGAAUUACAUACUUUGAAGCAUUUCUUUACAUAAAAUAUAAAUAAACACCAAUGAAUGGUGUAAGUAAUGCUCAUAAUUACGUGACAUUCUAUAUUUUAUUUAAAAAAAAAUAUAAAUAAUAUUAUACAUGAGAAAUAUAUAAAAUACAUCUAUUAUAAAUAAUAGCAAAUGAAAUUUUCAAUGGAAUUAUGUAUCUGUAUAUAUUGAACAUCUUUAUCCAUUUAAAAAGACAUUUAAUAUAUAAGAUAUGAUGAAUGAAAAAUCGUUUAAUUGUAUUGUUUGAUUUGUAUCUUUUUUUUUAUUUUUUUUAUUUUUUAUUUUUUUUUUUUUUAUGUCUUCCAUAUGUAGUAUAUAAUAGAAAUACAUAUAUACAUAUGAAUAUAUGUAUGUAUGUAUGCAUGUGUGUAUAGGUAUGUACGUGUGUGUGUGAUUUAUAUAUAAAUAAUAAUUUUGGCUUCUAAAAUGCAUAUAAGUUCGAUUAAAUUGCGUUUAGACAGUAUCAAAAUAACAUAUUGAUUAAGCAUUAAAUGGCUCAAGGCCUAGUAUCAUAAAUCGAAACACCAAUAAAAUAACAUAGUACAUGAUACAGUACGAAAAUGCAAUAUUUUAUAAAAAAAAAAAACUAAUGUAUUUAUAAGAGUUUUCAAAACAAUUGUACAUGGACAUACUUUUUUACUUACAUUAGAAAAGGUAUAGAUGGAUAUCAAAAGAAAUUUUUAUUUAAAAUUUUGUAGGGAUUGCAGGUUAAAAAUGUAUUUAAAUAAAUGUGAACCUUAUCAUAAUCUAGGUUUUACACUAUUAGUAACAUUUUUACUCUAUAAUUACAUUUAUCCGUGAUGGCUACCAUAUGUUCCAUGUAUUAAUAUUAAAUACAUCUUUCUGCUAAAACGCAGAUUAAGAAAUACUUCCUUUUUGAGAAAUAAUAUUAGAAACAGAGUAUAUAUUUCAAUUUAAAGAAUUGUUCACUUAUUAUUCAAUGUUGACCUGUUCAUAUUUUUCUUUAUUAUUACUCCUAGAAAGUUAAAAAAUGAAAAUUACAUUUGUAAAAAAUAUAGUUUACUAUCACACAGUGAAACUUUUUUGUACAAUUUAAUUAUUAAUUCUAGUAUGUCUUUCUACUAUUAUCUGUAAUGUUGUAAACAAUGGUUGUAUUUAUCCAUUGCACUUUGUUCAAAACGCAAAUAUUUUAAAUAUGGAUAUAAAAAAUGAUAAAAUUUAUACAAUAUACAAUCCAUGUAAGAAAUUGUACUUUCGUUUGAUUAUAAUUCAUUGUUGCAAAUUCUUA
Messenger RNA from Frieseomelitta varia, 6273 nucleotides. RefSeq lists its product as uncharacterized. The transcript is spliced from 8 exons. Gene Ontology annotation, biological process: negative regulation of DNA-templated transcription. Gene Ontology annotation, cellular component: nucleus. Gene Ontology annotation, molecular function: RNA binding; metal ion binding. NCBI's taxonomy places the organism in Eukaryota, Metazoa, Arthropoda, Insecta, Hymenoptera, Apidae. The coding region runs from base 1065 to 4763 and encodes 1232 amino acids. The record is from RefSeq and is a predicted model, not a curated record.